CUAAGCUACCACCCCCUUUGUUCUUCUUACCCAUUUUUAAACCGUUUUUCGAACUAUUGAAUGAUGAAAAAUAAUUUUAACUCAAAAUGGCAUUUCUCACACGCGUGUGGACACAAUGUUCGGUCACGUGGCUACAAUGCAGCAGCCGACUAUUGUGCCGAAGGCCCAAAAUGACAUUUGAGUGUGUGCUUGGGCUUGUUCCUAUUUGUACGUACGUACGUACACCAUGGUUUGUUCUUUGAAUCCAACUACGUCAUCUCUUGGAGGUAAAGUGAUUCCAAGAGAAUUAUCAUGAUAUUAUUCCAUGCACUUGAAUAGGAUUGGCACGUCUUGUUUCGUAUUUUUAAUUUAGAAGUUCACGCGCUAGAAAUAGUCCAAUUCUUUCAUGGGCAUGAUGCCACCAAAAUGUUGAUCAGACACUUCAAAGGAACAACAAAAUGUUUAGCUGGUCUGCUGCUACUUGCAUUGAUUUACGCCUUCUAUGCAGAAACAAGCCGUGUUCAGGAGCAAAGAAAAUCAGCUCUGGUAGACAGUAGCAUAAAUAAAAGAGGUAGCUUUAAACUGCUCAUAAUCAUUCUUUCCCGGACAAGUGACGUAGCUCGACGGGAAGCUAUCAGGAACACAUGGCUGUCAAAAAACCACAAUGGUGUGAAGCACUUGUUCAUCAUUGGGACUUCAGGUGCAUCAGCCGAACUGCGAAAACAUUUGACGUCAGAGACAAAGACUCACCAAGAUUUAUUGCUCCUGUCUGAGUUGCAGGAUUCUUAUGAUACUUUAACUGAGAAAGUUCUUCAAUCGUUCUCUCGAGUCUAUAGAGAUUAUAAGUUUGAAUACUUGUUGAAAUGUGAUGACGAUUCAUUGGUUCUGGUAGACAAGCUCCUAACGGAGCUUGAAAAAUGGGAGAACAGAGGAACAGGAAAAGAAUUAUACUGGGGAUUCUUCAAUGGGAAAGCUCAAGUAAAGCAGAGUGGACCUUGGAAAGAAACUGACUGGAUUUUCUGUGAUUAUUAUCUUCCUUACGCCUUAGGAGGUGGAUAUGUUCUUUCUCGUCGUUUGGUUCAGUUUAUUGCGGAGAAUUCAAAAAUUUUAAAAUCUUACAAAUCAGAAGAUAUUUCAGUCGGACUCUGGCUUGCCCCAUUGUCAAACAUUGAGAGAAAACAUGACGUACGUUUUGACACAGAGUAUCGCUCAAGAGGCUGUUCGAAUGAGUAUAUAAUUACACACAAGCAAGGCAUACAGAGCAUGAACACGAUCUAUCAAAUGUAUAAGGCUAGCGGUGCUUUAUGUAUGAAAGAAGUUAGACAUAGAAACAGCUACCAGUAUGACUGGAGCGUUCCUCCUAGCAAGUGUUGCAAUCGCCAACCUGGAAUCCCAUAAGGAAUUCGGAAAUUUAUUUGAAUUUAUCUGAUCAAGUUAUACACUGAUAUCGGAAACGCGAGAAUAAAACUCACUGAUAAAUUCAUAA
Molecule: messenger RNA, 1465 nt
Organism: Athalia rosae (coleseed sawfly)
Lineage: Eukaryota; Metazoa; Arthropoda; Insecta; Hymenoptera; Athaliidae
Gene: beta3GalTII
Product: beta-1,3-galactosyltransferase 6
Exons: 2
Coding region: 406-1377 (323 amino acids)
Biological process (GO): glycosaminoglycan biosynthetic process
Cellular component (GO): membrane
Molecular function (GO): UDP-galactosyltransferase activity
Source: RefSeq, a predicted model, not a curated record